Messenger RNA from Pezoporus flaviventris, 2171 nucleotides. It is a transcript of the gene PTGS1, whose product is annotated as prostaglandin-endoperoxide synthase 1. Bases 86 to 1900 code for a protein of 604 amino acids. The record is from RefSeq and is a predicted model, not a curated record. NCBI's taxonomy places the organism in Eukaryota, Metazoa, Chordata, Aves, Psittaciformes, Psittacidae. Gene Ontology annotation, biological process: response to oxidative stress; cyclooxygenase pathway. Gene Ontology annotation, molecular function: oxidoreductase activity, acting on single donors with incorporation of molecular oxygen, incorporation of two atoms of oxygen; prostaglandin-endoperoxide synthase activity; heme binding. The transcript is spliced from 10 exons. Gene Ontology annotation, cellular component: cytoplasm; neuron projection.
CGCGGGCGGGAGGAGGCGCGUCUGGGACGGGAGCGGCGGGGCCGGGCCGAGGGCGGCGGCGGGACGCGGCGGAGCUGCUCUCGCCAUGGGCGGUGGGCGCCGGGACCGGGCUCCGCCGGCCGCGGGGCUGCGGCUGCUCCUGGCCCACGCCGUGCUGCUCUGCACCAGCGGGAGCGCCGCGACCGACGGCUCCGUGAAUCCCUGCUGCUACUUCCCCUGCCAGCACCAAGGGGUGUGUGUGAGGGUCGGCCUGGGAGGAUACGAGUGUGACUGCACACGGACGGGAUACUCUGGGGACAACUGCACCUCCCCCGAGCUCUGGACACGCCUCCACAACCUGCUGAAGCCCAGUCCUGCCUUCUACCACUUCAUCCUGACCCACUUCAAGUGGCUGUGGGACAUCAUCAACAGCACCUGCAUCAGGGACACGCUCAUGAGGCUCGUGCUCACAGUUCGUGCCAAUCUCAUCCCCAGUCCCCCCACCUUUAACUCUGACUAUGGCUACAUCAGCUGGGAAGCCUAUGCCAACGUCAGCUACUACACCCGCAUCCUCCCGCCCGUGCCGGAUGACUGCCCAAAGCCCAUGGGGACCAAAGGGAAGCAGCAGCUCCCUGACCCCCAGCUCCUGGCAGAGAGGUUCCUGCUGCGGAGGAAGUUCGAAGCUGAUCCCCAGGGCACCAACCUGAUGUUUGCCUUCUUCGCCCAGCAUUUCACCCACCAGUUCUUCAAGACAUCCGGGAAGAUGGGACGCGGCUUCACCAAGGCGCUGGGGCAUGGGGUGGACCUCGGGCACUUGUAUGGGGACAACUUGCAGCGGCAGCACCAGCUGCGACUCUUCAAGGAUGGGAAGCUGAAGUUCCAGGUGGUGGAUGGAGAAGUGUACCCCCCCACGGUCACCGAUGCCCCGGUCCACAUGGUCUACCCGCCUGCCACCCCCAAGGAGAAGCAGCUGGCGAUAGGGCAGGAGGUGUUCGGGCUGCUGCCGGGGCUCUGCAUGUACGCCACGCUCUGGCUGCGCGAGCACAACCGUGUCUGUGACGUGCUGAAACGGGAGCAUCCCACCUGGAGCGACGAGCAGCUCUUCCAGACGGCUCGGCUCAUCCUCAUCGGGGAGACCAUUAAGAUCAUCAUUGAAGACUACGUCCAGCACCUCAGCGGGUACUACCUGAGCCUCAAGUUUGACCCCGAGCUGCUGUUCGGGACACAGUUCCAGUACCGGAAUCGCAUCGCGGUGGAAUUCAACCAGCUCUAUCACUGGCACGGGCUGAUGCCCGACUCCUUCGUCAUCCAGGGGGAAGAGUACAGCUAUGAGCAGUUCCUCUACAACACCUCCAUGCUCAUGGACUAUGGCGUCGAGGCACUGGUGGAGUCUUUCUCCAAGCAGAUUGCGGGAAGGAUCGGUGGGGGACAAACCAUCCACGCCAAUGUCUUGAAAGUGGCCAUUGGGGUCAUCAAGGAAUCCCGGCAGCUCAGGCUCCAGCCGUUUAAUGAGUAUCGGAAGAGGUUUGGCAUGAAGCCCUACAAGUCCUUUCAGGAGCUCACAGGAGAGGAAGAGAAAGCGGCAGAACUGCAAGAGCUGUAUGGAGACAUUGACGCUCUGGAGUUCUAUCCGGGCUUGCUGCUUGAGAAACCCCAACCCAAUGGAAUCUUUGGGGAAAGCAUGGUGGAGAUCGGAGCUCCAUUCUCCCUGAAGGGGCUUCUUGGAAACCCCAUCUGCUCCCCAGAGUACUGGAAACCCAGUACCUUUGGUGGAGCAACUGGCUUUGACAUAGUGAAGACAGCAUCGCUCAAGAAGCUCGUGUGCCUCAACGUGAAGAAGUGCCCAUACGUGUCGUUCCGUGUGCCGGAUGCUGCGGAAAGGGGCAGCCCUCAGGAUGGAGGACAUUCAACGGAGCUCUAGCACCAGCACAGCCUGCCCAGGUACCGGCAAAGCUGCGCUCCAGGCCUGGCGCUGAGCAUCCCAUUCCUUCCUGAAGGUAGUGGGGACGCCCACCACUGUGCUGAGGAGAAGCAGGACAGAAGGUGGUCCCAUCCUGGGCAUCAUCCACACCAGGCCUCUAGGAGAGGCUUGUACCAGCCCUGUGAAAACCCCGAGUGCCUCAGGGGCUGUCCUGCGUUCAGCUGUAACAGUUGUUUUUCUCCUCCUUAGUAACUGGUGCAGGGCUGUGUUU